CGGUCUGCUGUUAGGUGGUCUUAUGAUCGGGUAAUUAGCUUUUAAAAGAAGUGUUUUUUAAUUUACCGAAAUACGUUUUUAUUAUUUUAUUGCUUUUUAUGUCAUUUUUAUUUCAACCGAGUCGACUGUUUCCGACCGAAACCCCCACGCGAAUUGUGUGUUUCUUCUUAUCUACUUCUCUGUCGUUGGAAAACAAUGAAAUGAAGGCCUAGCGUUACUAGUUAAUCGGCAAUAUAGCGAACGUCAGCUAACUAAAUCAGAUAAUCUGCGAGUCUGUGUGGGAUUUCAAUUGAUGACUGUAUUAAUCAUCGACAUUACACUGUGAAUUCAAAUCAGGUAUGUCGUCCCAGCUCCAGGUGUUCUCUGCUCCCUCCAGCUCCUCCAGCGCAUUUUGUCGUGUCAAGAAGAUGAAGGUGGAGAACUGUGUUUGGGACGCUUCCUCUGACUGUCCAUACGGUUCAGUGGGGGGACAGCAGGGAGUAGGGGGUUACUCCUUCACCCCUGCACUAGGCAUGGCAGUGCCCACCUUCGCCCCCUCUGCGUUAGUGUUCCCUCCCGCCCCAGGCUCCCGUGGCCAGGUGGUGGUCAGGCCAGCGGACAGCACGGGAAACCUCCCCCGGGGCUCCAGUCGCCGCCUCAACGACCAGUACACACACUCCUCCUCACACACAAACUCUGAGACGGCCAGCAUGGGGAACGGGAUGCGACGACACGGCCAGAAGAGGAAGAACGACGACGUCGUCAAAGGGAGCGGGAGCGGCUGUGGGAGUGUUCAGAUCUUGGAGGAGCUCUCUGCCCCUCCUCCCGUCUUCUCUACGCGUACGGGGGGAGGAGGAGGUGGUACGGGCCAGUCCAUCCCCCACUCGGCCCCCACCACCAAGAGCUCCAGCUCCAGCGGAGAGGGGGACUACCAGCUGGUGCAGCAUGAGAUUCUGUGUUCGGCCUCCUGUAGUUAUGAGGUGCUGGAGUUUCUGGGGAGGGGGACCUUCGGUCAGGUGACCAAGUGUUGGAAGAGGGGAACCAAUGAUAUCGUGGCCAUCAAGAUCCUGAAGAACCACCCCUCGUACGCACGACAGGGUCAAAUCGAGGUGGGCAUCCUGAACCGUCUGAGCUCGGAGAACGCCGACGAGUUUAACUUUGUGCGUUCCUACGAGUGUUUCCAACACAAAGGUCACACCUGCCUGGUGUUUGAGAUGCUGGAGCAGAACCUGUAUGACUUCCUGAAGCACAGCAAGUUCAGCCCCCUGCCGCUACAACACAUCAGACCCAUACUGCAACAGGUGGCGACUGCGCUGAUGAAGUUGAAGUCUCUGGGUCUGAUCCAUGCUGACCUCAAGCCAGAGAACAUAAUGCUGGUGGAUCCACUCAGACAGCCCUACAGGGUCAAGGUCAUCGACUUCGGCUCAGCCUCACACGUCUCCAAGGCUAUCUGCUCAACGUACCUGCAGUCACGAUACUACAGGGCUCCAGAGAUCAUCCUGGGCUUGCCGUUCUGUGAGGCUAUAGAUAUGUGGUCUCUGGGCUGCGUUAUAGCUGAGCUGUUCCUGGGGUGGCCGCUGUACCCCGGGGCCUCGGAGUAUGACCAGAUCCGGUACAUCUCCCAGACCCAGGGCCUGCCUGCAGAGUACCUGCUGAGUGCCGGCACCAAGACAAGCCGCUUCUUCAAGAGAGGACCUGACUCCAGCUAUCCCAUCUGGAGAAUCAAGGCCCCUUCGGACCACGAGGCUGAGAUGGGCAUCAAGUCCAAGGAGGCUCGUAAAUACAUCUUCAACUGUCUGGACGACAUGAUGCAGGUCAACCUAUCGUCUCACCUGGAGGGGACGGACAUGCUUGCGGAGAAAGCUGAUAGGCGGGAAUUCAUCGACCUGCUGAAGCGGAUGCUUCGAUUGGACGCUGACAAGAGGAUCACGCCCACUAAGACGCUGGGUCAUCCCUUCGUCACCAUGAGUCACCUGCUGGACUUCCCUCACAGCUCCCAUGUGAAGUCUUGUUUUCAGAACAUGGAGCUUUGUAAACAUAGGAGCUCAUCGUUCGACAACAACAACAACAACAAAACUCUCUUCUCUACGAACACUCUUCCUAGUGCUGCCGCCGGCAACCUCACUGUCACCUUCAGCAGCCAGCUGAGCCAGCACAACCAGGUCCCGUCAGCAGGGGGCGCUGUUCCUCUCAUGAACUACCAGCCAGCCCUGUACCAGCAGGCCACCAUCAACAUCCCUGGUCUGGCCCAACAGAGUGUCCCCGUGCAGGCACGCCCCAACGGCCUGGCCUGCCAGACUGAGCCCUUCCAGCAGACUCUCAUCGUCUGCCCACCAAACACCAUACAGGGUCUCCAGUCAUCCAAUAAGAGCUCUAGUUUCCCAGUGAGGAUGAACAGUUCAGCCCCCAUAGUGAACCAGAACCAAUCAACACAGCCACUGCAGCUGCAGCCUGCCAUGCUCACACAGGGCUCCUGCACACCCCUGAUGGUAGCCACCCUCCACACCCACCCCCCCACGGUAGCGGGCGUAGCCCCCCAGUACUCUGUUCCCCUGGGGCUGGGCUGUGAUGCUGGCCACCCCACUCUGCUGGAGCACACUGCCACCGUGCUGCAGGCUUGGCCCGCCGGCACCCAGCAGAUCCUCAUCCCGUCGUCAUGGCAGCAGGUUCCUGGCGUGGCCAUCCACGGCUCCGCCCACCAGACGGUUGUCGCGGAGUCUCCCAUUGAGACUCUCCAUCCGGACACAGCCCAGCACACAAACAGCUGGAGGGGGUCUCAGUACAGGGGAGUCCUGCAGCAGAGUCAAUCGACCUCUGACCCUAGCCGGGGUCAGGCCACCCAGAGGUCACAGCAGGAGAGGAGCGGAGCGGGGAAGAGGGCCAAAGGUCGCCGUGGCAACAACAGAACAACCAGGGGUGUGUCCGGUGUGUCGCUGCUCACCAACGCCAUGCUGACUCCGCCCACCUGUAGUGUGGCAGCUCUCUCUCAGCCAAUCAUCAUCUCAGACACGCCCAGCCCGGCGGUCAGCGUCAUCACCAUCCACAGCGACUCAGACGAGGAAGACGAGAGGAAGUUCCACCCCGCCAGCUGUGGUCCAGCUCAGAGGACUAACGUGAUCAGCUGUUUGACGGUCCACGACUCUGACUCCUCCACGGCCAGCCCCCUCACCCCCCGCCUCCUCGCCGGCUCCAGCACUCUCACACACCUCCGGGGAGGGGGGACGUCUAUGGGCAGGUCACUGGCCGUGGUGGCACCAUCUGUCAAGACCCAGCCGACUGAGACAGGGCAACUCCAGAGCUCCUACAUCAAGCCCAAGCGGGCCAAUCGACAGCCCUGUAGUGGUGACAACAGCGACCGCCAUAAGCUUGUCCCCAGCCAAUCACAUCCUCUCAACCUCAGCCAGGUACAGCCUGUAGUCUCAUCCUCAUCCUCGUCUCAGGACCGUUCCCACGGCAGCCUGCGUCGCCAGGCAACCUACCCCCCUAGCCCCGCUUCCCACUACACCUUUCAGGAAGCGCCCUCCCUAAGCGCCGCCCCCAGCCUCUACACCUUUCCCGCCUCCGCAGCGCUAGCCUCCGCCUCUCAGGCCAUGGAACAGUUCCUGGGGCGUGGCCACCCCACCCCUUCCACCUACGCCCCUCCCACCGUCUCCUACGGAGCCUCGGGGUUGGCCCGGAGUGACGCAGGGACCAGGAAGGAGUCUUCGGUGGGGUCAGGGAUGAUCCAUGGGGUGGGGCUUCCUGCAACCUAUCAGCACCAGUUUACUGCUGGGCCCCCAUACAUUAGUGUGAGGCCCCGGGCUGAAGCCUACAGCGCAUACCAGCUCAGCCCUCGACGCUUGGGACAGUACCCUUACUUGUGAUGAGACGUGAGGCGCUUUCAGCAGCAUGCAACGUUUUGGAACGUUCAGAUAGAAAAAUCCUACGUAGAACAAACGUGUCUGUGAAUUGCAGAUCACAUUAGAGCUGGGAUGAUAAACCAAAAAUGAUUGACACCGACUAUACCUGACCACUUAUCGCAGACAUUUUGUUAAUAUCGUUCGUUAUAAUACGUAGCCUCUAAUAGAGAAAUGUGAAGUUUGAAAUUAAAUAAGUUUACUAAUAUGGGUGAUUGUUGAUAGAACAAUUGAUGGCUACAAACAUCAAACUAGUAGUAGUUUAAAGGCCCAAUGCUGCCGUUUUUAUCUCAAUAUCAAGCCAGUUCUGGGUAACAAUUAAGUACCUUACUGUGAUUGUUUUCAAUUAAAAUAAUCUAAAAUAAACAGAAAGCUAAAUAGCAAAGAGCAAUUUCUCAAGCAAGGAUUUUGCUAGGACUGUCUGGGAGUGGUCUGACUGGGGAGGAGAAACUGAAAACUAGCUGUUAUUGGCAGAGAGUUUUGGAACUCUUUCUUAUUGGUCUAUUAACUAAUUAACCACCUGGUGAUGUCACCAGACACGCCCAAAACUCCACCCCACCAAAAACAGGCAGCCAUUUCAGGCGGUCUUUUCAAACAGUUUUUACAUUUAAAGGGCAUUAUCAUAUAUAUAUAUAUAUAUAUAUAUAUAUAUUUUUUUACAAUUUCACAGUGUUAUUCCAACCACACAGGGGGGAAAAACAAUGUUUUAGGCUACACUGGGCCUUUAAAGGAUAUUAAAACUAUAUGUUGGUGCAGAUUUGUUAUAUACUCCCCUUUCUAUGUACCAUUGUCAAAUCAAUUCAGGUCAUUUAUCCCGAUGUGGAUUUGUUUGUUGUCCUUAUCGCCCAGCUCUAGAUCACGUCGACACUAUUCAUGACAUUUUUUUUUUUUUAAAUCUGAAACGUUGGGACAACGUUUUGCAACUGAACGUGGCUAUGAUACUGGGGCGAGAGAUGGGGGGAGGGGCGAUAAUGUGUAGGACUAUGGCUCUCACACACACACUCUCUGAAGGGGCAAUAAGACCCCCCCCCCCCCCACAUCACCUUGUGGAUGAAUCAGGGAGGGCUAUGGAAAGGGGUGGGGUGGGGGGGGUUCCUUUGAAUUUUUGCACUACUGCAUUUUAUUUACUGUUAAGCAGUGGUUCACCUCAAACUGGUUUAACAGCAUUCUGUUAAGCAGUGGUUCACCUCAAACUGAUUUAACAGCGUUAUGUUAAGCAGUGGUUCACCUCAAACUGGUUUAACAGCGUUAUGUUAAGCAGUGGUUCACCUCAAACUGGUUUAACAGCAUUCUGUUAAGCAGCGGUUCACCUCAAACUGGUUUAACAGCGUUAAGUUAAGCAGUGGUUCACCUCAAACUGGUUUUAACAGCGUUCUGUUAAGCAGUGGUUCACCUCAAACUGGUUUAACAGCGUUCUGUUAAGCAGUGGUUCACCUCAAACUGAUUUAACAGCGUUCUGUUAAGCAGUGGUUCACCUCAAACUGGUUUAACAGCUUUCUGACCUUUUGUAGUAGUAUUAUUAUUAUGUGAUAUUGUACUGUUAUUUUUCCCAGCAGAAAAAGUAUAAUUGUUUUGUUUUAUCCCUGUUUUAAUUGGAUGUAGAUUGAGGCGUUCUGGUUUUUAAUAACAUAUAUAUUAUAAAUUGUGUUUAUUUAAAAGGCUUUGUGUUUUAAAGGACACUGGUCUCUUCUAGGGGUCCAGUCAGUGAGCUGAAACACAGAAUACUGGAGAUACAAAAUGUGUUUCUAUACCGAAUGAAAUGUAAGGAUCAGGAUGUAUAUGAAAUGCACUUCCAUAUGAAAUGUAGGAAUAUGAUAUGAGUCUGUGUGGUCUGUAGCGUUGCUGCCUCCUGAAUAGGCCCUAGCUGUCUCCUUGCAAUAGGAGAGCCCAUUGUCUCACGUCAGAUGGCGUCACUCCUACGCGACGCUCGUCCCUCAACCGAGUUUUUUUUUUUUUUUUUGAGUGCAAACGGCCGUCAACGCUAUCUGACGUCAGACAAUGUAGGAGAGCCUAGAAAGGCGUAGCUAGAGAAACGGCGCACCUAGCUAGGGAGAUGCUACUGCUAGCUAAUUAGCUAGCUAAUCUUAAGAAAACCUACAGGAGACCUUUGUAGCCUAACUAUAGCACAGCUAGCUAGAGAGAUGCCAGCUUUUAGCUAACCCAAGGCCGGUCUAAAGGUGAUCCAAGUAUCUUUAGCAUGACAGGCUAGCUAGAGGAAUGCUAGCUACUUGCUAAUUUAAACAAAGCACUUAAGGUGAUUCCGUUUUCGUCCUCAUGCUAGCGAGCAGUAGCCACAUGCUGGCGAGCAUGAGGGAAAAAAACGUCUCAGCAGUGUCUAGAUCUAAACAAAAGCCCUUUCCAACCAUAUAGCAGAGCGUAUAAAGUUGGAAUCUUCUAGCUUACCUAAAGGUGAUUUGUGUGUCUUUAGCAUGGCUGGCUAACUAGCUAGAGAUGCUAGCUAUAUGCUAACCUAAAUAACUUAUAACGGUGAUCCUUGUGUGUUUAGCACCCUUAUAUAACCCAAACUAAUCCAGUGACAUCCAUAAUAUGGUUUGAUAAUGUUUGUAUUAUAUUUUACAUAUAGCCUAACUCCUGUGUUUUUAGUUCUACAUGUUCGAAAUGUUAAGUUCUAAACUUCUCUAUUGUGAGUUUAAAUUAUGUUUUGUGGUUAAUGUGAGCUGUCACACAAGACGGUCUUGUUGGUGGCUCAUGCCGCACCUGAUGGAUGGUAAGACGUUUGAAUGGAAGGAGAAGGAGACAGAAAUGUAUGGUUGUUUGACACUGAUGUUCUGGAUCAUUUCAUUUAAAUCAUUAGCAUGUUGUAUGUAGUCUAUUCUGUCACAGCCUGGUAACGAUGUAGUCUAUUCUGUCACAGCCUGGUAAUGACGUAGUCUAUUCUGUCACAGCCUGGUAACGAUGUAGUUAGUCUAUUCUGUCACAGCCUGGUAACGAUGUAGUCUAUUCUGUCACAGCCUGGUAACGAUGUAGUCUAUUCUGUCACAGCCUGGUAAUGAUGUAGUCUAUUCUGUCACAGCCUGGUAACGAUGUAGUCUAUUCUGUCACAGCCUGGUAAUGAUGUAGUCUAUUCUGUCACAGCCUGGUAACGAUGUAGUCUAUUCUGUCACAGCCUGGUAACGAUGUAGUUAGUCUAUUCUGUCACAGCCUGGUAACGAUGUAGUCUAUUCUGUCACAGCCUGGUAACGAUGUAGUCUAUUCUGUCACAGCCUGGUAACGAUGUAGUCUAUUCUGUCACAGCCUGGUAACGAUGUAGUCUAUUCUGUCACAGCCUGGUAACGAUGUAGUCUAUUCUGUCACAGCCUGGUAACGAUGUAGUCUAUUCUGUCACAGCCUGGUAAUGAUGUAGUCUAUUCUGUCACAGCCUGGUAACGAUGUAGUUAGUCUAUUCUGUCACAGCCUGGUAACGAUGUAGUCUACUCUGACACAGCCUGGUAACGAUGUAGUCUAUUCUGUCACAGCCUGGUAAUGAUGUAGUCUUUUCUGUCACAGCCUGGUAACGAUGUAGUCUAUUCUGUCACAGCCUGGUAAUGAUGUAGUCUAUUCUGUCACAGCCUGGUAAUGAUGUGGUCUAUUCUGUCACAGCCUGGUAACGAUGUAGUUAGUCUAUUCUGUCACAGCCUGGUAACGAUGUAGUCUAUUCUGUCACAGCCUGGUAACGAUGUAGUCUAUUCUGUCACAGCCUGGUAACGAUGUAGUCUAUUCUGUCACAGCCUGGUAACGAUGUGGUCUAUUCUGUCACAGCCUGGUAAUGAUGUAGUCUUUUCUGUCACAGCCUGGUAACGAUGUAGUCUAUUCUGACACAGCCUGGUAACGAUGUAGUCUAUUCUGUCACAGCCUGGUAAGGGAGACGGUCACACUAGUCUUCACACGCGCACAUUCAGUUGAGCACAGUUUAAAGUAUUUGAAAUUAUUUCAAAUAGUAAUUGAACCCAGGUCUUCACAUGACAUACUGAGCGUUUUAAUGUUUGUUGUUUGGACUGUAAUAACGAGGCUGAACGAUGGAAAGUCACAUCGCUCAUCGAUCAGCCAGGAAACUGCUUUAGAACUUAAACUGACCUACUGAAAAGGAUUUGGUUCAUUUUGUCACCUGUGGUUUAGAUAGAAGUGCAUUCUCACUCUCGGACGGAACUCUCCCAGUGUUCUAUUGUGACUGAAGGUUCCUACUGCUGUUAAAGGAAAUAUUUUACUGGUUCUGCAGAGAACCUCAGAAUAUCUUCAUCUGGGUGGUGUUGUUUAUAUAGUUUUCAAAACACUCACUGGUCUUUUUCUUGAUACUGUACUGUCUUGUCAUUAUGUUACACAAUGCAUUUAAGUAAUCAGGUUAUUGGUGAGGAUAAUGUCAACGUCAAAUCAACCCAAUCACUGUUUUCAAAUAAAUUACCCAGAAGUCCA
Molecule: messenger RNA, 8285 nt
Organism: Oncorhynchus masou masou (cherry salmon)
Lineage: Eukaryota; Metazoa; Chordata; Actinopteri; Salmoniformes; Salmonidae
Product: homeodomain-interacting protein kinase 1-like
Exons: 18
Coding region: 339-3842 (1167 amino acids)
Biological process (GO): smoothened signaling pathway; peptidyl-serine phosphorylation; peptidyl-threonine phosphorylation
Cellular component (GO): cytoplasm; PML body; nucleus
Molecular function (GO): protein tyrosine kinase activity; protein serine/threonine kinase activity; ATP binding
Source: RefSeq, a predicted model, not a curated record